This is a messenger RNA of Aureobasidium vineae, 1230 nucleotides long. The record is from the annotation of a GenBank genome assembly. NCBI's taxonomy places the organism in Eukaryota, Fungi, Ascomycota, Dothideomycetes, Dothideales, Saccotheciaceae.
AUGGCUUCCACAACGGUACAGGCCAACUACGGUUACUGCGACACCUUCUUCGUCGAGAGCUACGAAGACACAGAUGGCAUUUUUGCCAGAGCGGCUGCUGAGCGUGAGAGAGCGCGUGCAAUUGCGAAGGUCCAACAAAGGCACAUGGCUGCCGACCUCUCCCGUCUGACGAGUGAGGUGUACCUGAACGAUGUGCUCGACCACAUGGAGGUCAUGGAGACGAUGCCGGACAUCAAUUCCAUCGAAAUCCAGACCGAGAUCCAAUGGUUCAUGCGUCCCUACCUCCUAGACUUCCUCCUCGAAGCUCACCACGCCUUCCAACUGCUCCCCGAGACUCUGUUCCUCGCCGUCAACCUUCUUGACAGAUACUGCUCGAAGCGUGUCGUCUACAAGCGUCAUUACCAGCUGGUCGGAUGUGCCUCGUUACUCAUUGCCGCCAAGUACGGUGAUCGUAAGGAGCGCGUGCCCACCAUCAAGGAGCUCAAGUCCAUGUGCUGCUCGCUCUACGACGACGACAUGUUCACACAGAUGGAGUGGCACGUCUUGCAAACCUUGAACUGGAUCAUCGGUCACCCGACCGUGACUGGCUUCCUCGAUAUCGCUCUCUCCGAAACAGCAGCAGAUGCCGAGGUGCAAAACAUGGCUACAUACAUCUCCGAAAUGGCUCUUUAUCACAAGGACUUCAUCCCCGUGCUGCCUUCGGUCAUGGCCAAGUCGUCGCUUGCUCUUUCACGUUACGUCCUUGGUCGUCCUCAGGUACACCACCCAGAGUGGGCUGCCAGAUAUGACUCCAACGUCGUCAUGGACCUGUCAAACCAGCUCUCGCGUCCUUCGCAGGCUCUCUUCCGCAAGUACUCAUCCGCUCACCUCUCCAACGUGGCUACCACCCUGGAGCAGUUCUUGCAACGCCAAAACCUCAUGCAACAACAGCAGCAGCAGACCGUGUCGCAACAACCGUACCCUUCGCCGGCACAGUCUACCUUGGAUGUUCAGCAAGUACCAGGAGCCAUGAUGACCCCUCAAACUCCUCAGAAGCCUGUCUACGCUGCAGUCCCCAUCGGUGUUCUCACACCUCCCGAGACUCCCGAGAAGGACUUCUACGACAACUCAAGCUACAACGUGAACCAAAACUUGAUGCACCGCCUUCAUGCAUGCUCAAGCGUGACUUCUGCCCCGAGCCAUCCGUCGUACCAGUACAGCUCGUACCCGACAUCAUACCCGUCACAAUGA